AUGCAAGGCACGCGCGCGCAUCGCACCGGGCGCGUGCGCACAUUGCGCGCCGCAGCCACAGCCCUGGAAAGCUCCCGCCGGUGGAGCUACGGGGCCUGGCAAGCCUACUUUGACCUUUGCAUCCCGAAGACUGGGAUUAAGACAACGUUCCUGCUACACGGCAACGGAGGCAGAGAAGAGAUGUCUGGGUCGAGAGACUUACAUAGGCAGAAGCGGCAAGCUGCCUCAUCUGUAGAAUACACCGUUGCCGUUGAGAUACAUUUUGCGGAUUCUUCACUCCAGAAUACCAUCAAAAGUUACCUAAACAAUCUUAGUUUUUCACUAAAUGACUCUGAUCCAACUGAAAAGAUUUCAAGUAUUCAGGUUACCACAGUGUGCAAUUCAACAGGUAAUAACGGCACUCGCUGUUGUUGUGAAGAUGGGUAUGGGUGGGCCAGUAAGGUAUGCAAUCCUCCAGCCUGCCCAAAUAUCACUGCAGCAGCAGAAGAGCACCGCGACUGUAUCACACAGCUACCUUCUCAAGGACUGUAUUGCCAGAGAUUGCCCACAGAUAGUGGAGAUACCUACAUAACAAAAAUGGACGUCCGGCUCAAAAUACCCUUUCAGGAGGCCCUCAAGGAUCCAUCCUCAAAUCUGUAUAAGCAAUACACAAGAGAUUUGGAUCGUGCAUUUACUGUGGGCUACGGAACUUUACAAGACUUCAUAAGUGCAAAAGUUACAGAGUACAAGAAUGGAAGCACUGUGGUCGAUUAUGAGGUAACAUCCGCAAGGGCUAUACUAGUGGAAAAUGCAAAUGCAAAAGUGGCCGAAGCCUUAAAUAGCUCCUACAAUUUAGAUCCUGCCUCGUUUAGGGCCUAUUCUGUGGAAGUCUACGGUGGAACAAACAUCUCCAUUUCGCCCAAACCAGUUUUCAAGGGGGACACUGUCACCAUGAGGUGUGAGUCGAGAUCGAAUUCAAACAACGUGACCUGGUCUUUUGGGGAAAGUAACAUCAUCAACGGCAGCAGGCACUACAUAACAAGUGCUCAUUCAGAUGGAAAGUCAAUAUCGGUGCUGAAAAUCCAAAACAUUACGCUGGAUGAUUCUGGCAGUUAUAGUUGCGCUUUUACUGAUUGGGAUACCUCGCCGACCACCUUGCACGUAGCGAGGAGUAACAUCACCGUUUCUUUAAUCCAAAUUGUGAAGUCCGAGGACAUCGUGAUGGAGUGCAACGGUGAAAGCAGAGAGCUGAGCUGCUGUGUUGACAUGGAAAUUAGUUUCUUCGACGUCCACUGGAAACCGAAUGGAGCCAUCAAUAUUUCAGGAACCAACUAUUCCACAUACAACUGCACUCACUACUUGCUGCGGGCUAAUAAAUCUGAGUGCCCAGCAGACAAGUCAGGGACCACCACCACUUAUACUUGUGAACUGAGCACAGCAGAUGGCGCCCGCAAAUGUGAACACAUCACUGUGAAGUAUUUGCGAAAAGCAAACGUGACCCUUGUAUCAAGCGCAAAUGGCCAGGUUUCUCAGGGGCAUAAUUUCUCCCUGAGCUGCCGGAGCGAUGUCAGCAAUUAUGACAGAGUCAGCUGGGAAAUCCAAAAUGGAAACCUUUUUCCAAAUAUCGACAGCAGGUGGUACAAGACCCAAAAGACCCCAAACGGAGCAGAGUCUGAGUUGGAAGUACCCAGGGCUACCCAGAACUGGACCGGCACCUAUACAUGUACCUUCUUUCAAGCAUUUCUGAACAGCUCUGCGCGUCUAACAAUGAAAGUGUUCCCUCUGCCUCUGCAACAAAACAUCAUCAGAGAUCCCAUCGAAGCCACUGUCCCUUGCCCAGGGACACAAGUGCUGAAGUGCUGCAUACCCAAAGACCCCAUGGAGAAUUACACCGUGGCAUUCAAGGUUGGAAACACCCCUGUCAUUGAUCGUGAAAACACCAUAGCAUGUAACCGCACAGACAUAGGUGUUGGAGAGAAUGGAAUAGAGGUUGUGAAACCUUGUCCGGAGAGGGACAGUUCCGUCCGAGGAAACAUCACUUACAAGUGUGAGAAGCACACCUGGGUCGUUCAUCGAAACAGCUGCCUGUCUGUCCCAGUAAACAAUCUUGUAAAUAAUGCCGAGUCCUUGGUGUCCAGCCCCGCACCCAGUCAGGAACUGCCCGCAUACCUGGAAAAGCUGAACAACACCGUCAAGACGGAACAGAAAGAUAUAAGCAAUUCGUCAGCAGAUCUGGAAGCUGUGGUUGGCAUUUUGAAUACGAUUUCAGUUAUACCUGUAGAGGCAAAGAAGGAAAUAGUGGAAAAUUUUUUAUCCACAGUUGAUACUGUCAUCAAUGCUCCAACAGACACUUGGAGCCCCAUUCAGAACGGGACCUCUCAAUUACUGGAUUCGGUGGAGCAAUUUUCGAAUUCCCUCAUGGCUGUAAACAACACCAUUCCUUCUGUCAGCCUGGAUAACAUUCAGCUCCAAGGCGUUGUCCUGGACAACACCAGUGUUUCAGACUAUGACAAGAAUUUUAUGUUCUCCAGCUCCAACCUCAGUGGCAAUGUGCUAAUCGACAAAGAGCAAAUAAAAAAAGGGGAACUCUUUCAGUCCACCAUCAUUAGUGUGGCUUACUCCGAUCUCAGCCAUAUUAUCCCGCAGCACGAGCAGACCAAAGAAUUAAUAAAUGGCUUAGUGAUCUCAACAGUAGUGAAGGCGAACAAAAGCGAGCCCUUCCAGAUCCAGAUGACAUUUGCAAAGAUGAACGAGUCGUUGAUAAAACCUCGGUGCGUCUUUUGGAAUUUCAAUUUCUCGGGGGACCGAGGCGACUGGGACUCCUCUGGCUGCAAAAGCACCAAUAACGAAGAGAACGUCAGUUGCUCCUGUGACCACUUGACCUCCUUUUCUAUGCUGAUGUCUCCUGCGGGACGUGCAGACUAUGACGAAAGCCAGUGGCAGGCCCUGAGUUACAUCACUUACAUAGGCGUGGGCGUUUCCAUAUUGAGCCUGGUGGUCUGCAUUGUCAUUGAAGCUCUCGUAUGGAAAUCCGUGACCAAAACGAGAAUAUCCUACAUGCGCCACGUCUGUAUCCUGAACGUUGCGAUUUCUCUCCUGCUUGCAGACAUCUGGUUCGUUGUGAUUGCAGCAAGAGAGGAGGAUGGAAUGGAAACGAAUAUCUGCACAGCAGCCACCUUUUUCGUCCACUUCUUCUACCUUUGUGUGUUCUUUUGGAUGCUUUCCUUGAGCCUCAUGCUCUUCUACCACUUGGUCUUCAUUUUACACAACACCAGCCAAACCAUCAUGAAAGCCGUCGCCUUCUGCUUGGGUUACGGUUGCCCUCUGGUUAUCUCCGCUAUCACCAUAGCUGUUACUUUGCCGCAGGACUCUUACAAAAGAGGAGACGUCUGCUUCCUUAACUGGGACAAGAGCUAUGCUCUCUUGGCACUGGUUGUUCCCGCCCUGGUCAUUGUUGCUAUUAAUGUUGUGAUUACCAUUGUGGUCAUAGCAAAAAUACCGAUACGUUCCAUUGGGGAAAGGCCAAGAAACGACGAAAGGAGCUCAAUAUAUCGGAUCACCAAGAGUAUUGGCGUUCUGACACCACUCUUAGGACUUACCUGGGGAUUCGGCUUAGUUACCAUUUUCAAGCAAAGCUCAAUAGUGUUCCAUAUUAUAUUUAACGUGUUCAAUGCCUUUCAGGGAUUAUUCAUUCUGUUGUUUGGAAUUCUCUGGGACAGAAAGGUACGAGAAGCCUUAGUGAAGAAGUGUUCACUGCCCAGAUGGAGUUCGCAAACCUCAAAGUCAUCAUCCCAGGGCCUUUCGGCUCCCAUGAUCUCUAUCAGUUCUCCCUUCUCCAGAGCAUUCAACUGCAUGUUUGGCAAAGCAGGAAAAUAUCAAGUUUCUACAGAAUCGGCCUCUUCGUCUUCGGAAAACACGUCCAAAGAGUAUUCUUUGCUGACCUGA
Euleptes europaea (tarantolino) is the source of this 3924-nucleotide messenger RNA. It is a transcript of the gene ADGRF5, whose product is annotated as adhesion G protein-coupled receptor F5. Bases 1 to 3924 code for a protein of 1307 amino acids. The transcript has 19 exons. The record is from RefSeq and is a predicted model, not a curated record. Gene Ontology annotation, molecular function: G protein-coupled receptor activity. Gene Ontology annotation, cellular component: membrane. Lineage: Eukaryota; Metazoa; Chordata; Lepidosauria; Squamata; Sphaerodactylidae. Gene Ontology annotation, biological process: cell surface receptor signaling pathway; G protein-coupled receptor signaling pathway.